AUGCCUAUUCCAUCGCAAGUUGUCAAGUGUUACAAGUACAUCGACUCUCAGCAGAAAAAGUUUAUUGAGGAGUUACAAUCUAUGAACGAAUGUAAGAGUCUAGGGAUCGCAGAAAUGCUACAAAGUUUACGAACUGGUUUUCUGACCAACAUCGACUGCAUGCUGAUGACUGAUGGUCAGUGGACAGGAAACACAUAUGCUUGUAUUUUGUAUGGCUGUCGAGGGGUGUGUUACUUCAAUUUGACCAUUGAGGGUCUGAUCGAAGAUUUGGACAGUGGAGAAUAUGGAGGCAUUGUUCAAGAACCACUGCAGGACUUGAUUUACAUUGUCAAUCAUUUGGUGGACAAGAGUGGAACGCUCGUUAUUCCAGGCCUUGACAAAGACAUGGCGCAAGUCACCCCAGAUGAGGAGAAAAUUUAUUCACAGUUGAAGUUAAACAUUGAUGAGUACAGGAAAGAUUCGGGCAUCAGGAAAUUUUCCCACGAUACCAGUCUUUCGCAAUCGCUAAUGCAUGCUUGGCGAUAUCCCAGUUUCAAUCUGCAUUAUGUCAAUACCGUGCCGCCCUGUGAAUGCCCUGUUAAUUUGAAAAUCCCCAAGACCGCUCAAGCAAGAUUUUCUAUACGGUAUGAAGUUGAGAAUUAA
This is a messenger RNA of Neodiprion fabricii, 642 nucleotides long. RefSeq names its product cytosolic non-specific dipeptidase-like. Gene Ontology annotation, biological process: proteolysis. Bases 1 to 642 code for a protein of 213 amino acids. NCBI's taxonomy places the organism in Eukaryota, Metazoa, Arthropoda, Insecta, Hymenoptera, Diprionidae. The record is from RefSeq and is a predicted model, not a curated record. The transcript has 2 exons. Gene Ontology annotation, molecular function: peptidase activity.